This is a messenger RNA of Paecilomyces variotii, 960 nucleotides long. Its product is annotated as putative NAD(P)H-dependent D-xylose reductase xyl1. Lineage: Eukaryota; Fungi; Ascomycota; Eurotiomycetes; Eurotiales; Thermoascaceae. Gene Ontology annotation, molecular function: D-xylose reductase (NADPH) activity. The coding region runs from base 1 to 960 and encodes 319 amino acids. Gene Ontology annotation, cellular component: cytosol. The record is from RefSeq and is a predicted model, not a curated record. The transcript has 3 exons. Gene Ontology annotation, biological process: D-xylose catabolic process.
AUGCCUACUCCUGCUACUAUCAAGCUUAACAGCGGCUAUGACAUGCCCCGUGUCGGUUUCGGUCUCUGGAAGGUCGCAAAUGACACUUGCGCGGACCAGGUCUACAACGCUAUCAAGGCUGGUUACCGUCUGUUCGAUGGCGCUUGCGACUACGGCAACGAAGUCGAGGCUGGUCAGGGUGUUGCCCGCGCCAUCAAGGAGGGUAUCGUGAAGCGUGAGGAGCUGUUCAUCGUUUCCAAGCUGUGGAACACCUUCCACGAGGGUGACAAGGUCGAGCCGAUUGCCCGCAAGCAGCUGGCUGACUGGGGCGUCGACUACUUUGACCUCUACUACAUCCACUUCCCCGUUUCUCUGAAAUACGUCGACCCCUCCGUCAAGUACCCCCCCGGCUGGAGCCAGGGAAACGAGAUCGAGUUCAGCAACGCUACCAUCCAGGAGACCUGGACUGCCAUGGAGUCGCUGGUUGACAAGAAGCUCGCCCGCAGCAUCGGUAUCUCCAACUUCAACUCCCAGCUGAUCAUGGACCUGCUCCGCUACGCUCGCAUCCGUCCUGCUGUUCUCCAGAUCGAGCACCACCCUUACCUCGUCCAGCCCCGUCUGAUCGAGUACGUCCAAAAGGAAGGUCUCCGCGUCACUGCCUACUCUUCUUUCGGCCCGCUCAGCUUCCUCGAGUUCCACAUGGAGAACGCGGACAACUGCCCUCGUCUGUUCGACAGUCCUGUCGUCCAGCAGAUCGCCGCCAAGCACGGCAAGAGUGCUGCGCAGGUGCUGCUGCGGUGGUCUACCCAGCAGGACAUCUCUGUCAUUCCCAAGAGUGACAAGCCCUACCGUCUGGCUGAGAACCUGAACGUGCUCGAGUGGGAUCUCGAGGAGGCUGAUAUCAAGGCCAUCAGCGCCCUGGACAAGAACCUCCGAUUCAACGACCCCCUCAACUACGGCAUGUACGUGCCCAUCUUCUAA